GCCAACUUCACGCCACCCUGUGAAUGAGUGUGAGGUCGUGUGUGUGUGAAUUUUCAUCAGCGCCAAAGGCAAACGUUUGAGAAGUAAUUUUAAGUUAAUAAGAAUUCAACGAUAUAAACAAACGAUGGCGUUGCGUGUUCUUGGAGUAACGCAGAAUAUGCGCUCGUUCCUGCGAGGCGUUGACCUCAUCAAGCGCUACAAGUCGGCGGCCACUCUGCAGAAGACUCUGCUAAACAUACCCGCCACCCAGGUGACCAAGCUGGACAACGGUCUGCGCGUCGCUAGCGAGGAUUCUGGCGCCUCCACCGCCACCGUCGGCCUCUGGAUCGAUGCUGGCUCCCGUUCCGAGAACGAGAGGAACAACGGUGUGGCCCACUUCCUGGAGCACAUGGCCUUCAAGGGCACCGCCAAGCGCUCCCAGACCGACCUGGAGCUGGAGGUUGAGAAUUUGGGCGCUCAUCUGAAUGCGUACACGUCUCGCGAGCAGACCGUCUUCUACGCCAAGUGCUUGUCGAAGGACGUGCCGAAGGCCGUUGAGAUUCUGGCCGACAUUAUCCAGAACUCCAAGCUGGGCGAGGCUGAGAUUGCACGCGAGCGUUCGGUCAUUCUGCGCGAGAUGCAGGAGGUGGAGAGCAACCUCCAGGAGGUGGUGUUCGAUCACCUGCAUGCCACCGCCUACCAAGGCACUCCCCUGGGCCAGACAAUCCUUGGACCCACCAAGAACAUUCAGUCCAUUGGCAAAUCCGACCUGACCGACUACAUCCAGACCCACUACAAGGCCUCGCGCAUUGUCCUCGCCGCUGCCGGUGGUGUGAAGCAUGACGAUUUGGUCAAGCUGGCCGGCUCGAGCCUGGGCAGCCUGGAGGCCAGCACGCUGCCACCAGAGAUUACUCCCUGCCGCUUUACCGGCUCUGAGGUGCGCGUUCGUGACGAUUCCCUGCCCCUGGCCCAUGUGGCUGUCGCCGUUGAGGGCUGCGGCUGGACCGAUCAGGACAACAUCCCGCUGAUGGUGGCCAACACCUUGGUGGGUGCCUGGGAUCGCUCUCAGGGCGGUGGAGCCAACAAUGCCUCCAACUUGGCCCGUGCCAGCGCCGAGGACAACCUGUGCCACAGCUUCCAGUCGUUCAAUACCUGCUACAAGGACACCGGUCUCUGGGGCAUUUACUUCGUGUGCGAUCCUCUGCAGUGUGAGGACAUGAUCUUCAACAUUCAGACAGAGUGGAUGCGCCUGUGCACCAUGGUCACCGAGGCCGAGGUGGAGCGCGCCAAGAACUUGCUGAAGACCAACAUGCUGCUGCAGCUGGACGGCACCACACCCAUCUGCGAGGACAUUGGCCGCCAGAUUCUGUGCUACAAUCGUCGCAUCCCACUGCACGAGCUGGAGCAGCGCAUCGACAAUGUCAGCGUGUCGAAUGUGCGCGAUGUGGCCAUGAAGUAUAUCUACGACAGAUGCCCGGCCGUCGCCGCUGUGGGACCCGUCGAGAACCUGCCCGACUACAACAGAAUUCGCUCCUCCAUGUACUGGUUGAGGGUCUAGGCUCCUCCCCCCCACCACCACUGUUGUUGGACAUGUACCGAGUAGCUUAAUCCAAGAAAAUUGCAUGCUAAAAUAACAGUAAAGUAAACCGAAAAGAUACCUACAAUAA
This is a messenger RNA of Drosophila obscura, 1646 nucleotides long. It is a transcript of the gene UQCR-C1, whose product is annotated as mitochondrial-processing peptidase subunit beta. Gene Ontology annotation, cellular component: mitochondrion. Lineage: Eukaryota; Metazoa; Arthropoda; Insecta; Diptera; Drosophilidae. The transcript has 6 exons. The record is from RefSeq and is a predicted model, not a curated record. Bases 125 to 1537 code for a protein of 470 amino acids. Gene Ontology annotation, molecular function: metalloendopeptidase activity; metal ion binding.